GAGAGAGAGAGAGAGAGAGAGAGAGAGAGAGAGAGAGAGAGAGAGAGAGAGAGAGAGAGAGAGAGAGAGAGAGACCCUGCUGACGUCUGUACCUGUCUGGUAGAAGGUUAAACUUGCCGGUAUACAGAGCAGCACUAACAUGGGCUAUUAGCACGUAGCAUGUAGCCGCGGCGGAGUCUUGGACGUUGGGGUGUGUUUGUUUCUCAGCAGUUUGGAGUUACUCAUUCACCGCAGGAGGUACGCCACACCUUACCCUGAAUCACAGGAGACACCAGGAGAGAGCCAGGAGAGCCAGGAUAGAGCCAGGAGAGAGCCAGGAGACACCAGGAGAGAGCCAGGAGAGCCAGGAGACACCAGGGGACCCAGGAGAGAGCCAGGAGACCAGAGCCACCAGGGGACCCAGGAGAGAGCCAGGAGAACCAGGAGACACCAGGGGACCCAGGAGAGAGCCAGGAGAGAGCCAGGAGACCAGAGCCACCAGGGGACCCAGGAGAGAGCCAGGAGCCCGGAGCCACCAGGGGACCCAGGAGAGAGCCAGGAGAGAGCCAGGAGACCAGAGCCACCAGGGGACCCAGGAGAGAGCCAGGAGAGAGCCAGGGGACCCAGGAGAAGUCCCGUCCCGACCCACUAGAGACCACAUCCUCUACAUGGCGGAGUCACCCGUGGAGGAACCUGUUCCAAGGUUGGGGUCACAGGACCCUGGAGAAGACCAGACCACCUCUGAUCAACCAGCUAGUACUACUGAUAGUACUACCUAUAGUACUACUGAUAGUACUACUGAUAGUACUAUCGAUAGUACUACUGAUAGUACUAUCGCAAUUACGACUGCUAAUACUACUGCAAGUACUACCACCAGUUCUACUGCAAGUACUACUGAUAGUACUACUACUACUGAUAGUACUAUUACUGCUGAUAGUACUACUGAUGCUGCUCCUGCUGACCCCAGCUCUCCUCCAGCCCCGCCAACCAGCCUGGCCCUGUCGGGGCCCCGCCCCCAGAGGAGGAGGGUCCUGCUGGCCCCCGCCCUCAGCCUGUCUCUAGGGGGUGGUGACUCCCUGGCCUCGGAGGACCUCCCGUUCGGCCUCCUGUCUCCCGACCCGGAGGACGCGGAGCUGGACCGGGUCCUGGACGGCAUGGCCACGCCCUCCGACACCGAGUCCAUGGCCUUCCCCUCCUACGACGCCGACAUGCUGGAUGAGAUGCGGCGUCUGGGUGUGGCCUCCAGCCAUCGUAGGGCUGGUGGCCCCGCCCCGGGAGCGGAGGCGGGGCUGGGCUGCCUGGAGGACGAGGUGGACGACCAGGGCACCAGGUGGCGCCGCUUCACCCCCGGGGACGAGCCCCAGGAGAGCAGGGUCAACAUGAGCCUCAUCCAGCCCUUCCUCAAGGUGCUGUCCCAUGGAGGUUACUACGGAGACGGUAUGAAUGACAUCAUCGUGUUUUCCUCCUGUUACCUGCCAGAGAACAGUCUGGAAAACUACCAGUCAGUCAUGGACCACCUGUUCAGGUACGUGGUGGGUACGUUAGACCUGAUGGUUUCUCAGGAUUACGCUGUGGUCUACCUUUGUGCUGGAGGCCAGAAGGAGAAGCUGCCAGGGAUUGGCUGGCUGAGAGACUGCUACACCACCAUCCAACGCAGACUGAGGAAGAACCUUAAGGCUCUUUACGUUCUUCAUCCCACCUGGUACAUCAAGGCCCUCAUCACCUUCAUCAAGCCCUUCAUCAGUUCUAAGUUCACCAGGAAGCUUCAGUUUGUGAGCAGCCUGAGUGAACUCUCCCUCCUGGUUCCUACUGAGCAUGUGCAGAUCCCCGACUGUGUCAAACAGUGGGAUCAGAGCGGUCCAGGAUGACGUCACCCCCCGGUGCCCAAGACGUUCUCUGAUCACAUGACCCAUGCUUGAUGUUGUCAUCAGCAAUAAAGGCGUUGACCUCAAACCUC
This is a messenger RNA of Gadus morhua (Atlantic cod), 1936 nucleotides long. Its product is annotated as bcl-2/adenovirus E1B 19 kDa-interacting protein 2-like protein. The transcript is spliced from 10 exons. The coding region runs from base 648 to 1847 and encodes 399 amino acids. The record is from RefSeq and is a predicted model, not a curated record. Gene Ontology annotation, biological process: apoptotic process. Lineage: Eukaryota; Metazoa; Chordata; Actinopteri; Gadiformes; Gadidae. Gene Ontology annotation, cellular component: cytoplasm.